AUGUCAACCACGGAAAAGGAUACGCUGCCGCACAAUGUCGACUCGCCAGAGCACUCGUUGACCGACAGCAACACGCUGGAGCUUCCCAAUACAUGGAAGUACCGGCGCAUCACUUUGCUCGGCUACAAGAUCCCCUGGUUCGCCUCGCCGCCGGUGCAGCUGGUCAUUGUCUCGUUUGUGUGCUUCAUGUGCCCGGGCAUGUUCAAUGCCCUCAACGGCAUGGGCGGAGGCGGCCAGCUCGAUCCCACAGCCAACAACAGGGCCAACACCGCGCUGUACUCGACUUUUGCCGUCGUGGGCUUCUUUGCCGGCACAUUCACCAACAAACUCGGUAUUCGCACCUCCUUGUCCUUUGGCGGAAUUGGCUACUCGGUCUAUGUCGCUUCCUACCUCAGCUACAACCACACCCGUAAUCUGGGCUUCACCACUUUCGCCGGUGCCUGGCUUGGUGUAUGCGCUGGUCUGCUGUGGUGCGCUCAGGGCGCCAUCAUGAUGUCUUACCCGCCUGAAGAGUCCAAAGGCCGCUACAUUUCCUGGUUUUGGAUGAUCUUCAACUUGGGCGCCGUCAUUGGAACUUUGAUUCCCCUGGGCCAGAACAUGCACGUGGAGCAAGACGGUUCUGUCAAUGACGGUACCUACAUUGGCUUCCUCAUCCUCACGCUUAUUGGUGCCGCCCUGGCCUGGACCCUAGUGGACGCAAAGGAUGUUGUGCGCGCCGACGGAUCCAAGGUCAUCGUCAUGAAACACCCCUCGUGGAAAUCGGAGUUUGUCGGCCUUUGGCAGACCUUCUUCACCGACCCUUACAUCAUCCUUCUUUUUCCCAUGUUCCUUGCCUCGAACUGGUUCUACGCCUACCAUUUCACCGAGGUCAACGCGGCCUACUUCAAUGUCCGCACCCGGGCGUUGAACGGGGUAGUGUACUACAUUAUGCAGAUUAUCGGUGCCUACGUCUUUGGCUUUGCCCUGGACAUGAAGGGUGUUCGUCGAACGACGCGUGCCAAGGCAGCAUGGGCUGCGUUGUUUGCGACCAUUAUGAUUGUCUGGGGUUGCGGCUACGAAUUCCAAAAGACGUAUGACCGUGCCUGGGCAGAGGACAAGUCGAACAAGAAAAAGGACUGGACGGAUGCGGGCUACGCCGGCCCUUUUGUCCUCUACGCCUUUUACGGCUUCUCCGACGCCGCCUGGCAGACGUGUGUCUACUGGUUCAUGGGCGCGUUGACCAACAACAGCCGCAAGCUUGCGAAUUUUGCUGGUUUCUACAAGGGCAUCCAGUCGGCCGGUGGCGCUAUUACCUGGCGGCUGGACGACACGGGCAUUCCGUACAUGAACAUGUUUGCGUCCAAUUGGGGCUUGCUUGGCGGCAGCCUGCUCGUCGCGCUGCCCGUCAUUCUCUGGAAAGUCGAGGACACAGUGGCGCUGGAGAAGGAUGUUGCAUUUACAGACGAGAGUGUUGCCGAGGUCGCACCCAAGGCCAAUGUACAAGUUGUGAAUAACGAGGCCGAGAAGGUAUGA
This is a messenger RNA of Plenodomus lingam JN3, 1512 nucleotides long. RefSeq lists its product as uncharacterized. The record is from RefSeq and is a predicted model, not a curated record. Lineage: Eukaryota; Fungi; Ascomycota; Dothideomycetes; Pleosporales; Leptosphaeriaceae.